This is a messenger RNA of Trichoderma asperellum CBS 433.97, 1895 nucleotides long. Its product is annotated as putative NRPS-like protein biosynthetic cluster. The record is from RefSeq and is a predicted model, not a curated record. Gene Ontology annotation, biological process: fatty acid metabolic process. Gene Ontology annotation, molecular function: medium-chain fatty acid-CoA ligase activity. Lineage: Eukaryota; Fungi; Ascomycota; Sordariomycetes; Hypocreales; Hypocreaceae.
CAAAACCGUACUAACCCCUGCCCCUUUCACACACACACGAUCAAGUCAAAAUCAUUCACAACAACAACAACACCACCAACAACAACAACAAGCACGCUACGUGUCGCCAGUAUGCUGCAAUCUGACGUGAUCUUGCUGCCCUCUCCAGGCGCCGACGCUCCUGCGGUCAUCGUGCCGCCCACCGAGGGAGCGGCCGGCGAUGGCCUGCAGAUAUCUUACCAAAGUCUUGGGGAUCUCGUCAUCCGCGCGCAAGAGUCACUUGCACAGCUGGGCGUUGCGGCCGGGGCCCGCGUGGCCGUUGCGCUUCCCAACGGCGUCGACUUCGUCGUCUUGUUUCUGGCUCUCAUCCGCCAGCGAGCCGUCGUCUCGCCGCUUAAUCCAGAUGCCAAGUUCAACGAGCAGGCAGAGAUGCUUGAACGCAUCCAGCCAUCCUGGACCAUCAUCUCGCAGAAUGCCGUGCAGAGCCCCGUCGUCGAGGCGUCCACGGCCCAGCACAUCGCCGUGGCCGAGUUCGUCUGGGGAGAGGCCGGCCAGCAAUUGCUCCUGCGGCGCAUCACGCAGCUGAAUGCCCUCCCCUCGUCGCCGGCAGCCCUCGUCGCUCCCCACGAGGUCUGUCCAAACGACCUUGUGCUCCUCCAUUACACCAGUGGCACCACCGGGCUGCCCAAAGCCGUCGGCCUGACUCAUGCAACGAUCCUCGCUUCGGUGCGCAUUCUGAUCAAGGCACACGAUUUACGUCCGACAGAUCGCACUGUCAUCGUCGCGCCAUUCUUCCAUGUCGGGGGUACGUGUUCUUCGCUGCUCUGCACCCUCGCCUCUGGUGGCUGCAUCAUCCUCCCUCGCUCAUUGUCUGGCAAGUUUUGGCACCACUUCAGCGAGUUUGGCGCAACCUGGUACCACGCCGUGCCCACUAUGCACCGGUUGCUGCUCUCCUUCCCGCGUCCGGACAAGGCAGUUCCUAUCCGAUUUGUGAGGUCCGGUGGCAGCGGCAUCUCCGGAAGUCUGAUUGCCCAGCUGGAGCGAGACCUAUGCUGUCCGGUUCUGGAGGGAUAUGGCAUGACGGAAACCGUCCAAGCGGUGUUCUGCAACCGGAUUGGCAGCGCACAUCGCCAGGCCGGCCACUAUCCGGUGCCUGAGGAGAUGGAGGUGAAGAUUCGGGUUCCGGAUGGAGAGUCGUUCCAACUCAUUGAUCAGCCGGACCGCACCGGAGAGAUCUGCAUUCGCGGCCCUUGCGUGAUCUCGGGCUACCUUGGUGACCCGGAUGCCAGUCACGAGGCCUUCCAUGAUGGCUACUUCCGUACGGGGGAUCUAGGCACGCUGCACAGGGAUGGCCGGUUGCAAGUCACCGGCCGGAUCAAGGAGAUGAUCAACAAAGGUGGCGAGAAGAUCAGUCCCCUGGAAAUCGAAAAGAUUCUUCUCGCCCAUGAGGCGAUCCAGCAAGUCGCAUGUUUCAAGGUGCCCGACGACGCGUAUGGAGAAGAUAUCGGAGUUGCCGUUAUGCUUAAACCAGAGCAUAAUCUGAAGCCCGUGGAUAUAAAACGUUUUGUCCGGCAAGAAUCGGUCAAUUUCAAGGUUCCAAAGAUAGUUGCUUUUGUUGACUCGAUUCCGACAAACCGAUCUGGCAAGUACAUGCGCUCAUCGCUGGCGGAACAGUUUGGGACGGUGGCCGCACCGAGGACGGCGACAGUUGCCUAGGCACGCAAGGCUUGCUGGGCGGCUCCUCGAAAGAGUGAAGAGGAUGCUGAUUGAGUGGUGAUUGAUUAACAUAAUACGAACUACAUGACAACCUAACAUAAAAGGUCAAACAAAAUAGAUCAAAAUAAAUCUAAUUUGAUUAACCCUCAAGUGUGAAAAUUAUCACAUAUUCGUAAGUAAGUAAGCAGCUAAUAGCAAAC